Molecule: messenger RNA, 729 nt
Organism: Lasiosphaeria miniovina
Lineage: Eukaryota; Fungi; Ascomycota; Sordariomycetes; Sordariales; Lasiosphaeriaceae
Exons: 1
Coding region: 1-729 (242 amino acids)
Source: RefSeq, a predicted model, not a curated record
AUGGACUCCAUCUUCGGGACUGGCGCCCGCGACGAACUCUUCUCGCCAUUUAACGGCAUCUCUCUCCAUCCGGCUAUAGAACAGGCUUUUGAUAGGGGCUUCUUGGUCAUCGUCCCUAAUACCAAUUUGGAAGCAAAGGAUUCGGCAGCUCCGUGGAAGGAUAAAGACGAACGGCACCAGGCCCUCAAGGAUUGGGAGACGACUACUCCCAGAGAGUACCGUAUCAUGGUCUUGGACGCAACGUCUUCGACUAUGCAGCAGGCAGUAUUCUCAAAGGAGGUUUACAAUCUCGAGUUCAACAACUUGGCCGGCCUACACGGACGCCGGUUGCAGUUCCUGAACGAGUCGCGGCCCAGGACUCGAUAUGUCUGGUGGACGUUUCUCAACGCCACUACGCAGCUAACCUGGAAGGGGUCGCUCAAAUCCUCCAAGUCGUUGAUACAGAAUGAAGUUCUCAAGGGGACAAGGUACUGGGGUACUCACGGAAGAUACGUGAAGAAGAAUAUUCUCCUCGGCUUUGUCAACGAGAUUGGACACGACGUCAGCAGUAUCGCUAAGUCAACCAUGGAGCACGCUAUUGAGGAGGAGGAGGAGGGAGGACCUGCCGAUCAGGGGCCUGACCAGUUAGGGCUGGCGGUCGUCGCGGACCGAGUCGUCCGCCGGGCACAGGAACAUGACGGCUUUGACUAUGAGUUUGAGCUAGAGGAUGAAAGCGAGGAGGAUGACUAA